Amphibalanus amphitrite is the source of this 1172-nucleotide messenger RNA. RefSeq names its product protein extra-macrochaetae-like. Lineage: Eukaryota; Metazoa; Arthropoda; Thecostraca; Balanomorpha; Balanidae. Gene Ontology annotation, biological process: circadian regulation of gene expression; negative regulation of transcription by RNA polymerase II; cell differentiation. Gene Ontology annotation, cellular component: nucleus; cytoplasm. The coding region runs from base 190 to 639 and encodes 149 amino acids. The transcript has 2 exons. Gene Ontology annotation, molecular function: transcription regulator activity; protein dimerization activity. The record is from RefSeq and is a predicted model, not a curated record.
CCGAGCGCCGCCGGCGGCCAGACACGGCCGGCGCCGCCGGUGGGCGGAGCCUGGCCGGCGGGCGCCGCGCACCAAAACCGACCGCCGCCGCCGCCCCGCGCCAGUCGAGAGCCAUAGCGCAACGUGGAAGGACAGCUCACAGAGUUGGGAAAACCAGUGAUCACGGUGCCGCCAGUCGAUCUCACCUCGAUGAAGACGGAGAUGAAGCCCGGCCGCCAGCCGCCCGCAGUGUUCCAGCAGAGUCGCCGACUGCGCCGGCCCCGCUCCGGAGACACGGAGCGCGUGCGUGCCCUGCUGAACCGUCUCCAACAUAUCGUACCGGCCGCGCCCAAGGACCGCCAGCUGCCGCAGGUCCAGGUCAUCCAACAUGUCAUCAACUACAUCUGCCAGCUGCAGCAUCAGGUGGUGCGCCACCCGCGCCUCGGCAAAAUGGUGGCCGUGGGGAAGGAGGGGGAGAAACUGCCCGUGAGACUGACGGAGGAGGGGAGGAGGAAGGAGGGAGGGGAGAGGGAGGAAGCCAUGGAGGCGGAGACCGAGGCGAGGAGAGAGCCGGCCGGCGAGACGGAGGAAACCCUCCAGGUGUCCUCUGAGCCCAGCUCAACGUCUCCGGAUGACAGCGACGAGCCGUCUCCGGAGUAGAACUUCCAGACUACCAGACACACCACCAGUACAAAACGUCAGCUGUCGACCCGACAGUGACCCGACCUGGGUCACCGGGCCGACCUGACCUCGGGCCAAGGCGUGGGACCAACACCGACCUGGAUUCCGUCCAUAUGGGGGCGAGACCAGAGCCCAUAACAGGGCAGACCAGAGCCCACAACAGGGCGAGACCAGAGCACGCUUCCGAGGGGGCAGAGACAGGCGCCAGUUAUGCAGAUCUGGCCACACCUGUGACGGUUUCUUCCACUCAGCUCGAAGCCAGUGCCCGGUGUGGGAGGGGAGGUUGGAACAUUCUAUCCGAUUGGUGAAGCUCUCUCACUGUGGUUGGGAAAGUGCGCGACAUUUAGCAUUAUCCAUCUUAGCCAAGGUCGAGCAUGCGGCGCGCGGUGUACAACUAAUGUAUAUUGUAUGUUUGUUUGUUUGUUGGUAUCGUUUGAGUUUCCUGUGAUCUGAUUUUGUCUGUGAUAUGUCAGAGAUGUGUAUCGAAUAAAGCGUGAGCGGUCGCGGUCACA